Molecule: messenger RNA, 1709 nt
Organism: Coccidioides immitis RS
Lineage: Eukaryota; Fungi; Ascomycota; Eurotiomycetes; Onygenales; Onygenaceae
Product: tyrosine phosphatase
Exons: 5
Coding region: 402-1226 (274 amino acids)
Biological process (GO): protein dephosphorylation
Cellular component (GO): cytoplasm
Molecular function (GO): phosphatase activity; inositol diphosphate tetrakisphosphate diphosphatase activity
Source: RefSeq, a predicted model, not a curated record
CUAGGGAAUGUUUAUCUAGCCCAGGAGUGACGUCCAGCUCCCACUUCCUUCCCCUUCUAUCCUUUUCACCUUCGACCUUCCUGCAUAUUCCAUUGUCAUCAUUUCACUACCCCUCUCGUCUACCUUCCUCGUUUCCUUUUUUUCCCCUUUUUCCUUCUUCCUUUCUCUUCCUCAAGCUCGACUCAUAUGCCAUCGAGGAAAAGCAAGCUCUCUUUCUCCCUUGCACUGCAACUUUGAACUGUUCUUCUCGUGAGGUUUGAACCCACCACUUUUCUCUUUUUCCUACCCUUUGCCUAGAUCAUACUGCGACACAUCAUCCUCCUUCAUAUCUCGAUAUUGUCUGUUGAGGUACUCCAGCAGACCAUAUUCCCUUGCCUCGCCAUCCUCUAUCGCACGUCAGAAUGUCGCAGUUCGCCGCGAUGGAUGACGGUCAGUUGAAUCCGCCCGAUUCUAAAAUUCCCCAGUUGCUGUCUCCGAACCAUGAUGGUGCCGGACAGCUUGCCAACAACAAAAAGGAGUACAUUACCAGCGGAUUUGAGAGCGGCACCAGUCGUCCUCCCACCCCUCAUGGCCCAGGGCUUCCUGCCAAUUUCGCUGAAGUUGUCAGUGGAAUCUACCGGAGCAGUUUCCCGUUGCCUGAUCACUUUGAGUCAAUCAAGAAGCUGAAUCUGAAAACAAUCGUAACCCUUGUUGAAAACGAACACUCGCGACAAUUCAAGAAGUUUAUCAAGGAUAACGGGAUCACCUCUUAUGUGAUGCCUAUUAUUGCAAACAAGGACCCUAAGAUUUUCACUUCUCAAAAUACUGUACUUGAGGUGCUCAGAAUCCUUUUCAACCCUGACAAUCAUCCUGUUCUUGUGCACUGCAAUAAAGGAAAGCAUCGAACCGGCUGCAUUAUUGCAUGCUUCAGAAGGGCCCAAGGGUGGUCGAACACGGCUGCUGUGGCUGAAUACAUUAAGUACUCGGCACCGAAAACUCGUGUUUUGGACCGCAAAUUCAUUGAAGCUUUUGACGCAAACAGGCUCUGUGAGCUGGUCGACCGCGUUGGAGCUCAGUAUUGGGUUCCAAGCAAUCUCUCAGAACGGAAAGAUUUGCGAAGUACCCCAGGCUGCCAUCUCAACGGCAAUCCCAAAGAAGUCGGUGAAUGCGACGGAGCUUCCGCCCUGGUUCUUCCUUCAGAUCCGCAGCAGAUUUAUGGUCUAGCAACCUGUAAAUUGCCAUCAUGAACAUUUUCUUCUCUUUUCCGAUACUUACAUGAACGUGAUUUUCGAGAAAGGCGUUUAGAUACUCCCGGCAUUUGGUCAGCGGAUAGACGGAAAGCGAUAAUGAUGCUGAUGCUAAAGAAGCAAACGGAGUUUGAUUGGCGCAAACUAUAUCUCUGAUUUCGAAAUUGAGCCAGCUGCGUCCUGACGGGAGUCGCAAAGUCCAUAAUGUGAUAAUUCUACGCGACAUAAACCGAUUUCACAGUCUUCGGCCGCAACAUCUGCACUUGCAAGCUUUAGUAUUUGCUGGUUUUCUUUUCAAAUGGAUUCCGCUGAUUAAGAAUCUCAAUCCGUGGAAUUUGACUGUAUGAAUAUGAGCUGUUUCCAAUGUUUUCAUGAUGUCGCGACCCUCGCCUUUGCCUUUUUUUUUCCUUGACCAAGUUCGCCUACAAGUUCAGCCACUGGGUCCUUGGGUUUGUGCACGGGUGCUGUGAUAUUUCGCUUUAA